AUGGGGGAAUUCUGGUGCGAUCUUUACAGACUAUCCAAUCUGGUCAAGAUCAGUUUUAUUUAUGACGCACAGAUCCUCGGUCGCGCCGAGAGAUGGCACAACGCCCAGGAGAAGCUGCGUACAAUGAUACGCGACAUCAGUGCUGCUCAGCAAGCAGUGGAAUGGAGUCGAAAUAACCCACGUCUCGAAUCUCGACUUGCAGAAAACGAAAAACGCCUGGAAGUUGUUUCUGGAGCAUUUGAAAAGAAAAAGAAGUACUUUUACAGUAUUAGCAAGACGUUUGCUUCAUCACUUAUCGAAGAGGACCUCCUGGACGAGGAGAACUUGCCUGAAUUUUUGCAGCGCCCUCUCGCCAAGGAGAGGAAGCGCCGGGAAGCUGCGAAUUUGAGAGCAGAGAGAGAGGCCCACGAAGAGAUUCUUCGGCUUAUGCGAAGGAAGUCACCCGAGCCGCGAAAGAGGACCAUGUGGACUCUUCACGAGUUGAAGGCGAUGUGGGAAUCAGGUGACAUCCCUGAGGAGGCUCGAGGGCUCAUCACGUUUACAAAAGAAAAGCCCCGAGACGUAAGGAAGUCUGCGUCUAAGAUCAAGAAGGAAGGAGGGGACGGUGGCGCGGACACUACUCAACCUACGACUGACACUGACCUGGAAGCCGCGGCGGCAGAGCUUUAUCCCCAAUCGGCCCCUGCUGGUCAUCGAGCAAUUGAUCAUGACGCAUCACCGUGGGUAUUCAUGGCCCCGGGCCUCCGAGAAUGGGAUUUGCCCGGCACUUCGUUAAGUUAG
Messenger RNA from Colletotrichum spaethianum, 780 nucleotides. RefSeq lists its product as uncharacterized. NCBI's taxonomy places the organism in Eukaryota, Fungi, Ascomycota, Sordariomycetes, Glomerellales, Glomerellaceae. The record is from RefSeq and is a predicted model, not a curated record. Bases 1 to 780 code for a protein of 259 amino acids. The transcript has a single exon.